CUCACACUACUCAUGUGCGAUGGUGACAAAAAAUACAAUAUGGCUGAUAUUUGACGUCUCUUCUGAUCACACUAUAAUAUUGAGCGUGAUCCGUUUUUGAUUUCGAUUUGUUAUGCAUUUAUCGACCUAUCCACGCUUAAAAUGAGCGUGACGUUACACACUGAUGUAGGUGAUAUAAAAAUUGAAACAUUUUGCGAACUAUGCCCGAAAACAUGCGAGAAUUUUUUGGCAUUGUGCGCAAGCGACUACUACAACGGGUGUUUAUUUCAUCGAAACAUCAAGGGCUUUAUAGUUCAAACGGGUGACCCAACACAUACUGGAAAAGGUGGUACUUCAAUUUGGAAUCGUAAAUUUGAGGACGAAUUUAAAGAGGAUUUGAAACAUAAUGCAAGAGGCCUCGUAUCAAUGGCUAACAAUGGACCCAACUCUAAUGGAAGUCAAUUUUUUAUAACAUACGGACCUCAGCCACAUCUGGACUUAAAAUAUACCUUAUUCGGAAAGGUGAUUGAUGGACUUGAUGCUCUUGACGAGUUGGAAAAAUUGCCCACUAAUCUAAAAAAUUUUAAGCCACUGACUGAGAUACGAAUCAAUCGCAUAACAAUCCAUGCCAAUCCACUCGCAGGAUGAUUCAACUUUACCAAAUGACGUAGAAUGGGUUUCCAAUUUUUAUUGUGGCUUAGGUGCACGAAGCUUCGUGGCUUUGAUAAUUGUUGAAUGAUACUUUUUUUUCAAAAUAUUUAUUUGA
Diprion similis is the source of this 745-nucleotide messenger RNA. Its product is annotated as peptidyl-prolyl cis-trans isomerase-like 3. The coding region runs from base 142 to 627 and encodes 161 amino acids. Gene Ontology annotation, cellular component: catalytic step 2 spliceosome. NCBI's taxonomy places the organism in Eukaryota, Metazoa, Arthropoda, Insecta, Hymenoptera, Diprionidae. The record is from RefSeq and is a predicted model, not a curated record. Gene Ontology annotation, biological process: protein peptidyl-prolyl isomerization; protein folding. The transcript has 4 exons. Gene Ontology annotation, molecular function: peptidyl-prolyl cis-trans isomerase activity.